Messenger RNA from Eptesicus fuscus (big brown bat), 1776 nucleotides. It is a transcript of the gene PAQR4, whose product is annotated as progestin and adipoQ receptor family member 4. The transcript has 3 exons. Gene Ontology annotation, cellular component: membrane. Gene Ontology annotation, molecular function: signaling receptor activity. The record is from RefSeq and is a predicted model, not a curated record. The coding region runs from base 400 to 1296 and encodes 298 amino acids. Lineage: Eukaryota; Metazoa; Chordata; Mammalia; Chiroptera; Vespertilionidae.
UCAGCGCGCGAAACGUUGGUGGGAUGGAGGGGGUGGUUAGUUGGGGCGGAGCCUUGCGUCCCCUCCCGCGUCCGGCCGCACCCUUCCUCAGGGCUUCAGAGGACUGCUGGUCGCUGCUGCAGCUGCGGGUGAUCUGUCCCUGCUGGCGCCGGCACCGGCGGAGCGGGCCGCACUGCGCUCGGGAGGCCAGCGCGUUCCCAGCCUCCGCCCUGACGCGGGGGCGCAGGGCCCGCGCUUGCGCAGCGCAGGAGGGGCACGAGCAGGGACCCCCGGACCGGCGCGUGCGCGAACCGAGCACUGGACCGUGGGCAGGCGCAGGGAUGAGCCUCGCGCCGCUGCAGCCCCACUGAAAAGGCCCAGGGUUCAGAGGUGCGCGGGCCGCCCGCGCUCGGCCAGGCCAUGGCGUUCCUGGCCGGGCCGCGCCUGCUAGACUGGGCCAGCUCGCCGCCGCACCUGCAGUUCAACAAGUUCGUGUUGACCGGCUACCGGCCAGCCAGCAGCGGCUCAGGCUGCCUGCGCAGCCUCUUCUACCUGCACAACGAGCUGGGCAACAUCUACACGCACGACUGUGGACACCCUGAGGACAUUACCUGUCCUCUCUGCGGAAGCUGUGUGAUGGAUAACUGUUUCCCUCCCCCAGGGCUGGCCCUGCUGGGCUUCCUGGUGCUGCUGCCAAUGACCAUGCCCUGGGGUCAGCUGGGCAAGGAUGGCUGGCUGGGGGGCACACACUGUGUGGCCUGCCUGGCACCACCUGCAGGCUCUGUGCUCUAUCAUCUCUUCAUGUGCCAUCAAGGGGGCAGCCCUGUGUACACUCGGCUCCUUGCCCUGGAUAUGUGUGGGGUCUGCCUCGUCAACACCCUCGGGGCCCUGCCUAUCAUCCACUGCACCCUGGCCUGCAGGCCCUGGCUGCGCCCAGCUGCCCUGGUGGGCUACACCAUGCUGUCAGGUGUGGCUGGCUGGAGGGCCCUCACCGCUCCCUCCACCAGUGCCCGUCUUCGAGCUUUUGGUUGGCAGGCCGGUGCCCGCCUCCUGGUGUUUGGGGCCCGGGGAGUGGGACUGGGCUCUGGAGCGCCAGGCUCUCUGCCCUGUUACCUGCGCAUGGAUGCCCUAGCGCUGCUUGGGGGGCUAGUGAACGUGGCCCGUCUGCCAGAGCGCUGGGGACCAGGCCGCUUCGACUACUGGGGCAAUUCACACCAGAUCAUGCACCUGCUCAGUGUGGGCUCCAUCCUGCAGCUGCACGCUGGCGUCGUGCCUGACCUGCUCUGGGCCGCCCACCACGCCUGUCCCCCAGACUGAGCCAUGGCCCACACACAAUGCCAGCCUGCCCAGUCUUCUAGGGCCAACACCACCAGGCUUCCCUCCUUCUGCUGGUCUGCAAGGGACUGGCUCCUUGGAUGCCUCCCAGCUGUUCACCCAUUCUUCCCUAUGGACGAGCCUCUCCUCCUACCCACAUCUCGGAGCUCCAGUUUCCUUCCCUGCCUUCUUCCAGGGCAGUGUCUUCCUGUGCAGCUAGAAGGAAACCGGUCCUUCUAAGGGCCUGUUUACCCUCUGUGACCUGUGAGGGUUGGGCCAGAGGGACGUUGGGGUCUGUCUUGCUCUGAUGGCUGGAGUCCUGCCAGCCCAGGGCCAUAGCCCCAUCCUGCCCCUUAUCAGACCCUUACGUAAGGUACCUCAUAGGUGGCUGGCCCGGCCACCAGUCCAUGAUUCCUCCAUCUUUUGGCCCUGCAUGGCAGCCCAUCCAGCAACCUAAGGCUCACCCACCCCUUCUUCCUUCUG